AUGCCGGAGGUCUUACGGCGCUUGGUCGGUGGAGCCGUGCUAACGUCGCUUUCACCGCCGCUACCAUCGUCGUCGCUACCGUUGCCUCCGCUGCGGCUGCUGGUGAAGCCGUGGUUGCCUUCGGUUUCUUCAUCGUCAUCAUCCUCCGACGACCCACCAAGGAGGAAGUUUCCUGCUACUGAAUCCUCCUCGGUUGAGGAGGAAUCGGCUCCUGCUUCUGAAGAAGAGAAGAAGUCUUCUUCCCAGAACGCAUCGUCUUCUUCAUCCUCCUCCAGUUCAUCGCCAAAGACUAUCGAUCCUGUUGCUGUUGAGCACCGGGCUAACAACAUCCUUGGCCCGGAGACCUCCACAGGAUACAAGGUUAUCAAGCAAAAACUUGGAGGGAUGCGCACCAAUCACGUUUUCAAAGCCAACCCCCCAUGCAUCACUGCCAUGAAGCACAAGGCGGCCGAGGACAACAAGACAGAUAAACAACUGAGCAAGACAGCGAAGGCCUCCGAAGGCGGUGCUGGCAGCUCUGCUACGAUGCAGCAUGAAAAGAAGAACAGGAAACGCGGGGCGAACGCCAGCAGCAGGCAGAUGCGCUCCCGCCUCCUUGAAGUGGUGUUCUCGGAUCCCCUUCUGCUUCAAGACAAAGGGGAUUCCGAAGAUGCAGUGGAGUCAAGCGACCCCUGUGUCCGCAGCACCUCCGCCCCCCUCAAAUAA
Panicum hallii is the source of this 705-nucleotide messenger RNA. RefSeq lists its product as uncharacterized. The record is from RefSeq and is a predicted model, not a curated record. Bases 1 to 705 code for a protein of 234 amino acids. The transcript has 2 exons. NCBI's taxonomy places the organism in Eukaryota, Viridiplantae, Streptophyta, Magnoliopsida, Poales, Poaceae.